AUGUCACGUUCACAAAAAAAUGUCAAUGUUCUUUGUGAUCAAACGAUGCAACAAUGGAAACAAACAUUAAUUGAAACAUCUAAUCAAGCAAUCGCUCAAAAACUAAUUGCACCACUUUUAUCCUAUGGUGCACAUCAAUUAGUUGGUUUUGUCGGUAGUUCGAUCAAGAAAAAAUAUCGAUCGUACAAAGAAGAUCAAUAUCGAGA
Molecule: messenger RNA, 206 nt
Organism: Rotaria sp. Silwood2
Lineage: Eukaryota; Metazoa; Rotifera; Eurotatoria; Philodinida; Philodinidae
Source: the annotation of a GenBank genome assembly